Messenger RNA from Lodderomyces beijingensis, 1545 nucleotides. NCBI's taxonomy places the organism in Eukaryota, Fungi, Ascomycota, Pichiomycetes, Serinales, Debaryomycetaceae. The record is from the annotation of a GenBank genome assembly.
AUGCAAAAGGAUAUCCUUGCAUUUCUUGUCUCUCAUAGAUUUGAAGCCGUCUCAACAACGCCCUUGAAUGAAAACAUUUUGAAGCUGCCGACUCAACGCAAUUUCAACGACAUUUUCAAGUUUAUCAUCUUGACCAUUGAACCGGGCUACGUGUUUGAAAAACCAGUGGAACAGGAGAUUAUCCCCAUUCUAAAGUCAUACCAAUACCCUUAUUUGAACACCAUUUCCAGAUCCAACUUUAGCGCAGUCGGCGGACAAAAUAACUGGCCAACCUUUUUGGGCCUUCUCCACUGGUUAGUGGAGUUGAGCGAGUUGUUGUCCAACGGGUUGACCGAUUCCUCUUACGAACCCGAUGACGAUUUCGAUAAAAUCUUUGUCAAGUGCACCAUGGACUGCUACGGCAAAUUCUUGAGAGAAGAUGAAAACUACGAGCAAGAGAGAGAAGAGAUGGAGCAACGAUUUGCCUUGGAGUUGCAAAGCUAUAAAAAUUUGAUUGAAGAAGGUGCCAAACGGAACUUGGCCUUGGAAGAAAAAUAUGCUCAGCUAACAGCCGAGUUGAAAGCAAAAGAAGAGGCCGACCGCAAAACGAUUGCAUUGGAGGACGACCAUGAAAAAUUGAAAAACUACAUCAAUCAGGUCAAGAAAAUGAUUCCAGAAUGGAAAACAAAACUUGAUUUGGGAGAACGAGAACUCGAAAUGCUUAAUGAAAAAUUAAAACAGUUGCACCACGAAAAGGCAACGUUGGAUACAGAACUUGCAAAACGGGGGAUCUCCAUCGAGCUGGUAAACAAGAUACAUUACGAAAGAGACAGUCUUCUGAAAGCCAAUGACGCGGCUCACGCGCGAGUCGAGAAUAUCAAGGACAAAUUAGCCACACGCAUCUUUGAGUUGGAGACAAACUUGGACGAGCUCGAAGGUGUGCUUCUGGAGUACAAUACUAGCGUUCAGAGACUAAACUAUGAAGAUGAGACCAAGUUCCAAUUUGGCUUGAAAAUCAAAGAGGAUAUCCAAAACACGGAUCGCGCUUUUGGGCGGGAUGAGAUUCUCGCGAAUAAAACGACAAAUGAGGAAAAAACGCAGCUAAUGGCUGUUUUGGAGCAAUUGAGAUUCCAAAUCGCCGAGGAUACAAAAAAGAUUCAGACUGUCAAGCAGGAGAGCGUGGGUGUGCAAGAGAUGAUCAAUUCACAACGAGCAAGAGUAGAGGACUUGCAAAUACAGGAUACACUAGCCAAGCGGAAAUGCGACGAGAUAUCGCACAAUUUUUCUCGCCAACAGGACGAUUACAUGACCCAAAUCGAACAAACAGAACAACGCGCAAGAGACAUCAAAAUGGCCAUGAGCUCGGCGGUGCUCAACUUGGAGAGAAAACUCCAGGACGCCAACAUCGAGCACAAUGCCACCAUCGAAGCCAUUGAGAACAAGAGGCGCGAAAUGGGCGAAUCGCUCGACAAGGUGGUUUCUUAUGUAUUGAAAUUUAAGCUCAAUGUGCUGGAGAGAUUGAUGAUUAUGGAUGACAGCAUGCAAAAGCAACAGCAGCUGGAUUAG